Molecule: messenger RNA, 2972 nt
Organism: Eriocheir sinensis (Chinese mitten crab)
Lineage: Eukaryota; Metazoa; Arthropoda; Malacostraca; Decapoda; Varunidae
Exons: 9
Coding region: 546-1745 (399 amino acids)
Source: RefSeq, a predicted model, not a curated record
ACGCCUAGGAAAUGUAAACAGACCAAGAUGUAAACAAACCAGAUGUAAACAAACCGACAUGGGCUCCGUAUAAUCAUUUCCAGGAGAUUCAACAUCAGGAAUACACGCCUCUGACCACCUCCAGGAGACUGUCAGGGCGAGUAGAGUCUGUUAGAGUGUCAUAGCCAAGGAGACUCACUUCACUUGGUCAGCAUUGCAUCAGGAAUACACGCCUCUGACCACCUCCAGGAGACUGUCAGGGGGAGUCGAGUCUGUUGGAGUGUCAUUGCCAAGAAGACUCACCUCACUUCAACCCAAACAGAGUUAUCUCCUUCUUUUCUACCCACACUCAUCAUAAAAGCCGUAGAUUCUGUUGAUGAAGGAGACGAAGAAGGAAGAAGGAAAGAGGAGGAAACCAAACAAGAAAGGAAAGGAAAAGGAGGAGGAAAAGAAUUGGUCAUGUAAGUCAUUCAUACAAGAUCACCACCAACCACAUCCACAACUGCUGCCAGGGUGUGGAGGCGGGGAAUAUAUUACAGGCAGGCCACAUAGGGAAGGCCUUCAUCAUGGAGACCAAUUUGAAAGAUCCCAACCUCAACCCUUCCCAAGAGAUGCGCUGGAGCCAUGCAAAGGUGCUGGCCCUCAUCAGCAGCGUGGAGGAGCUGUUUGAGGACUUUUACGACACAUCCGUGAAGAAGAAGCACAUCUGGAGCAGGGUGGCCAAACAGAUGCUGGAGAAGGGCUACACUUGCAACGGCCUGGCCUGUGACAAGAAGUGGAGGAACCUCAAGGGCACCUACAUCAAUGUGCUCCAGAAACAGCUCCAGGGGGACACCAACUCGCGGUUUGAGUACUUCGACGCGAUGCACCACAUCCUCGGGCAGGAGAUUGGCUCCGAUGACCUGAACGAACAGAGUACAAACCAGGAGAAGGAGCCAGAUGCCACAGACGCUGCAGAGUUCAAGGACCUCACAGACGAUGACGGGUUCCACUGGGAUGACCAAGAGGUGAAUCUCCUUCUAGACUGCAUAACGGAGUGCAAAAAAGCCUUCGCUGUGCCCAACGCUGACCUGGACAAUGUGUGGGAGGACAUUGCCGGGCAGAUGAGUCACGUCGGGGAGGAGGUGACCAGCGAGCAGUGUCAGCGCAAGUGGCUCAGCCUGGAGGAGGGCUUCAGGGUGCACCAGGCCCAGGCGGAGGCCACGGGGGUUGUGCCGCUGUGGGCCCACUACACCCGCACCGGAGAGGUGGCCGAGGCCGUCAGUGUGCGAACCACAUUCCAAAUACAGAAGAAAAUCCGUGUCAAAUCUCAGCAGGAGCUCCGCAGCAAGAGUAGCCCAAGGAACGUCAGCCCUGCCAAGACAGUGCACAAGAGCAGCCUGAAGGAUGCCAGCUCUGCCAAGACAUUGCACAAGAGCAGCCAGCGGAACAGCAGCCCCUCCAAGGCAGCCAGGCCCAGGGUGGGCAGGGAACAAGGUGUGCUGGCACGUGUCAAGCACAUCGAGUCGUCCCUGAGUGUGCGGCAGCGGCUGGAGAGGCUGGAGGCACGCGUGGAGGCCUCGCGGCAGCAGCGAGAGACCACACGAAGGACCAACGCCCUGCUGGCGCAGGUCCUGGCCGAGCUGCGCAGGAUCAACGGGGCCCUGAAGCAGGACAGCUCCAUGGGCAAGGUGCAGGUCAUGCAGGGCCAGUCCUCAGACCCUGGCUCCUGCAGCCCCAAGAACCAGGAGUUCAUCAUCGUGGAGGCCUACACAGACCCACUAUGAGACAAAGCUGCCUGCCCCCACAGGCCCAAGGUACAGUCAACCUAGAUAGUUACCCACCUCAUGAAGUGAUAUGAAAAUGACAUGAAACAUGUGCCAUUCACAACAAGCAGCAGCCUGCAAAUUAAUCUGAAUUUGAUUAAUAUGUUGUUCAUGGGGUGAACAGCUGGGCCACCUGCAGUAUCUCCCUCAAGAUGCCCAUGUGUUGUGAUGAGGGUCAGUUGGAAGAAGAGUGUGUUACAUUGAGUGGGUGAGAACUUUAUUUCUGUGCUGCAGUGUGUGCAAACUUCCAUGCCUAACAUGUUGCCCCAGAGACUGCUUGGCAUGAAAUGACUGUCUCUUUUUAAGGAUCCACUUGACUGUGGCUAAUGCUGUGCCAGGAAGUAGGAUGUUGCGUCUCCUUGCCAGCCUGCUGACAUGACGGGAACAAAGACAUGAGGUGCCCAGGUGAUGUGUAGACCCAUGCGUAACAAGUGUGUCAUGGUCUUAGGCAAGUCAAGCAGUGUGACGGAACCCAUCAUGACUCCCUGAACCAAAUUACAAGGACAUUGACUUAUUUAGUAAGAAUCUGCACACCAGAAGUAAGUUUAUCAGAACAACUUUGAUAAUUUAGAAAUGUAUAAGUAUUUAGCAUGUAUUAAGACAUUGUGUUUUGAUGACGGGACUUGCCAGCUUCUAUAAUACAUCAGUGCCUCGGAAAUGUCUCUUGUGUGCUUAUAAUCUCUUGCAGUACUCACUGUUUUAGAUUGCCUUGGCUGUGUUAGAUUUGUAAGGAGCAUUUAAGUAUUCAUGUGUAGUGCAGCGACUUGCCUGAUGGGCGAGCCUCCCAUAACUCACUCUUUGGCCGACUGGUUAAAAGUUGCUCUCCCGUCUCGCUGGUCGCGGGUUCGAUCCCUGGUGCCGGCAAAACCUUUCCUUGUCUGGAUUAAUUUCUCGUGUGUUUCGUUACUCGCAGUGGUCGUGUGGGAAUAGUAAAAGAGUAAAUUCUGGCGUUACGCAUGAAGCUUAUAUUUUUCUAUAUUCCCCAUCAUGUCUGUGGUAAUCAGAGUUCAUAAGGAUAAUGAGGUUGAAGAACAGGAAUGAGGAAGUUUGAGUAGGUAAACUUAAAGAAGGAAGAAAGUUUGUUCUGUUCUCUUAAGGCUAGUGUUGUGUGCAUGAGUACAAAAUAGCUAUAUCUAUGUACAUAUGUAUAUUAUAAAGCCUCGGAAUAAUACAGAUACAAAGCUCGUU